Messenger RNA from Suillus paluster, 1447 nucleotides. Its product is annotated as eukaryotic porin-domain-containing protein. Lineage: Eukaryota; Fungi; Basidiomycota; Agaricomycetes; Boletales; Suillaceae. Bases 250 to 1311 code for a protein of 353 amino acids. Gene Ontology annotation, biological process: protein import into mitochondrial matrix. The transcript has 5 exons. The record is from RefSeq and is a predicted model, not a curated record. Gene Ontology annotation, molecular function: transmembrane protein transporter activity. Gene Ontology annotation, cellular component: mitochondrial outer membrane; mitochondrial outer membrane translocase complex.
ACUGCCACCACAUAGUAGGGACUUGCCUCGAUAAAUUAUUGAUGCUAUAUAAAGCGUCAGCGAUGCCUCCACAUCAUCAAAUUAUCAUCGUAGAUGCACCGUUCUUGCAAGUUGCUCAUGUGCAAGAAGCAUCGAGCAACAAUGAGCAAGAGUUCGGUUGAAUGGGCUGAAUUUGUUGGUGUUUGUUCCACCUGGUUUUUUUGAAGUUUCGUCACCAAGACUUUGGUUGCAUCCGUGUUGUGUUGCUCUAUGGCGUCGCCGACAUUUUCCUCUACAAAAGAUGGCGAAUUCAUUGACCCAUCGCCGUCAUCCAUGCCGCAGGCACCAAAGUCGUCUUACACGGCUGCCCUUGCUCCUCUGACUAGCGUUUUCAGUCGCUUUUCACACUGGCGGAAGUCAUUGGACCUCCCGAACCCGGGCACAGUCGAGAACUUGCAGAAGGAAGUCAAAUCGACUCACCUGACCAACUUCAUGUUCGAUGGUGCUAGAGCUGAUCUCACCAAGAGUUUGUCAAUGAACCCGGCGUUCCAAGUUACACACUCUUUCGUUCUCGGUUCGCAAGUCUCAGCACCAUCAUAUAACUUUGGCGCUGUCUUCGCCAACAACGACAUUUUCCUUCAAGGCAGCGUCGACCAUGAGGGUAAUGUGAGCGCACGUAUGAAUCAAGGGUGGGCAGAAAACUCUAUCACGAAGAUCCAAACGCAGCUUUCAUCACAAGCUGGCCAUAGCAUGAUCCAACUAGAGCACGACUACCAGGGUCAAGAUUACUCCUUGAACGCAAAAGCUGUCAAUCCGUGGCCUACCGACCUCACCGGCAUAUACAUAGGAAAUUACUUCCAGUCUGUGAUGAGAAACCUUGCAUUGGGCGUGGAGACACUUUAUCAACGGCCAACCCCUGAUAUGUCCGAGUUCACAACGUCGUAUCUAGCCAAGCUGACGAGCGAUGACAAAAACUGGAUUGCAACCGCACAAGUUCAACCAGCGGGCAUUCUACAGGCUACGUACUGGCAGAAGCUCCACGAGAAAGUGGAGGUUGCGGCUGAUCUUCAGGUCAUGGCAUCUCCUCAACGAAGAGAUGCCAUCGCAACUCUCGGUGCAAAAUACGACCUCCGGAUGGCUACCUUCAGAGCACAGUUGGACUCGACGGGCAAAGUUUCUGCUCUACUCGAACAACGUUUUGCCCCAACUUUCGCGUUCCUGGUGGCGGGUGAGAUUGAUCACUUCAAGAAUGCCGCCAAGGUUGGCGUGGGUGUGAUGAUCGAGAGCACUAACUUGACCCCAGAAGAGAUGGGGAUGCCACCUCAACACUGAAUUAAUUACACUUAGACCAUAAUUACAGACACUAUUGUCGGCAUACAUCUCUUCUCAUGAUUUUCUGCAGUACCAUUGUGGUCGUCAGCUGUUCUCGAGUCCGGCUGUACCUGCGUGUCCGCAGGAACAAGCAUUG